This is a messenger RNA of Carassius carassius (crucian carp), 1222 nucleotides long. RefSeq names its product gastrula zinc finger protein XlCGF8.2DB-like. The transcript has 2 exons. Gene Ontology annotation, molecular function: RNA polymerase II cis-regulatory region sequence-specific DNA binding; DNA-binding transcription factor activity. Gene Ontology annotation, biological process: regulation of transcription by RNA polymerase II. NCBI's taxonomy places the organism in Eukaryota, Metazoa, Chordata, Actinopteri, Cypriniformes, Cyprinidae. Bases 1 to 1059 code for a protein of 352 amino acids. The record is from RefSeq and is a predicted model, not a curated record.
AUGGAAGAGAAUGAGGAGAGUGAAGAACUGAGCGAAGUGGAGGAGAAACAUGUCAAACCUGGAGAAAAACAUCUUAGUCACUCAAAGACUACAAAGACAUUUGUAAAGAAAAGAAAAGCCGAACAAUCUUUAAUCUGCACUCAGUGUGGAAAGAGUUUCGCAUUCAAACAAGGUCUUAAGCGUCACAUGAAGAUUCAUACAGCAGAGAGACCGUUCAAAUGUGAUCAGUGCGAGAAGAGCUUCUCAAGAAAAGCGUGUCUUGAGAUUCACUUUAGGAUCCACACUGGAGAGAAUCCCUUCACCUUGCGGAAGAAAUUCACACACAAAGAAAGUCUUCACCUUCAUAUAAGGAUGCACACCGGAGAGAAGCUGUGCACAUGUGAUCAGUGUGGGAAGAAAUUCACACACAAAACAGCACUUCGACAGCACAUGAGGAUCCACACGGAAGAAAGGCCGUACGCAUGUGAUCAAUGUGGGAAGAGUUUCAAAUUGUCAUCAUGCCUUAAUUCACACAUGAGAAUCCAUACUGGAGUGAGGCCAUUCACAUGUGAUCAGUGUGGGAAGAGUUUCGCACACAACUCAAACCUUAAGCAACAUGUUAGGUUUCACACUGGAGAGAAGCCAUUCAUGUGCGAUCAGUGUAAGAAGAGAUUCUCAAACAAAAAAAAUCUGGUCAUUCACACUAGAGUUCACACCGGAGAGGAGCCGUUCAUGUGCGAUCAGUGUAAGAAGAGAUUCUCAAACAAAAAGAAACUUGAGCUUCAUAUGAAGAUCCACACUGGAGAGAAGCCGUUCAUGUGUGAUCAGUGUGGCCAGAGUUUCACGCUAUCACAAUACCUUAAGAGACACAUGAAAGUCCACACGGGAGAGAAACCGCACACAUGUGGUCAGUGCGGAAAGAGUUUCUCGCAAUUGUCAAGCCUUUAUGUUCACAUGAAGAUGCACACGGGAGAAAAGCCAUUCAAGUGUGAUCAGUGUGGAAAAACCUUUUCUUGCAGCAUCAAACCUGAAGAUACACCUGAAAGUUCAUACGAAGGAAAAGCCACAAUCAUGUUCUGAAUGUGGAAAGAGUUUCUCACUGCUGCAAAAUUUAAAAUCACAUCAGAAAAUACAUACUGGUGUGAGAAAUCAUAUGUGCUUUGAGUGUGAUGAGACUUUUAUUUCAGCAAGCCUUUUAAAACGUCACCAGAAAAUUCACACUGGCGAAAAACCUCACAAGUGU